Messenger RNA from Hyaloscypha bicolor E, 1225 nucleotides. RefSeq names its product Phosphoenolpyruvate/pyruvate domain-containing protein. The record is from RefSeq and is a predicted model, not a curated record. Bases 373 to 1092 code for a protein of 239 amino acids. NCBI's taxonomy places the organism in Eukaryota, Fungi, Ascomycota, Leotiomycetes, Helotiales, Hyaloscyphaceae. The transcript is spliced from 2 exons. Gene Ontology annotation, molecular function: catalytic activity.
UUCAGUGAAGUGUAUUUGAUUCCUCAAACAAACCUUCAUUUUUGCAUGCUCCAUCGUUCCCUGAACUUGCCGUACUUCCGAGACAUUUUAAAACAUCCUGAAAAUGGGUUCUAUCAGCCCCCCUCCCCACGAAUCCGCAGCCACCAAGCUGCGCAAUUUGAUCUCGUCUCCCGGUCCAAUAAUUCUGGCUCCGGGCGUCUACGAUGGGUUCUCCGCUAGAAUAGCGCUUAGUGUGGGGUUUGAUACUAUCUACAUGGUAAGAGCACCAAAUGUUUCUUCGUGGGAGAUUUCGUUCUGAGGUGUGGCGGCUGAUGGCGGGGACAGACUGGCGCCGGAACAAGUGCCUCAAGAAUUGGCCAUGCGGAUUUGGGGAUGGCGGGUCUAAACGACAUGCGAGCGCAUGCUGAGAUGAUUGCCAACCUCGAUGCUAGGGUUCCACUUAUUGCGGAUGCGGAUACGGGGUAUGGAGGUCCCAUCAUGAUCACACGAACAGUUCAACAGUACGCCCGUAGCGGAGUAGCUGGCUUUCACAUCGAAGACCAGAUCCAGACGAAACGCUGCGGUCAUCUCCAAGGCAAGCAGAUCGUGUCGACUUCUGAAUUCUUGGUUCGGAUUCGCGCGGCCGUUGCUGCGCGCCAUGCCGUAGGCUCGGAUAUCGUGAUCAUUGCGCGCACAGAUGCUUUGCAAUCUCUUGGAUAUGCUGAGUCCAUUGCUCGUUUAAGACUCGCGAAGGAAGCAGGGGCCGAUGUUGGCUUUCUUGAAGGCAUCACGAGUAAGGAGGAAGCGAGGGCUGUCGUGAAGGAUUUGGCUCCUUGGCCGAUCUUGUUGAAUAUGGUGGAGCAUGGAGCCACGCCAAGUAUAAGUGUCUCCGAGGCCCAGGAGAUGGGGUUCAGGAUUGUGAUUUUCCCGUUUGCGGGGUUGGCGCCGGCGUAUAAGGCUAUGAAAGAAGUAUAUCAGAGACUGAAGACGAAGGGCAUCACUGGUGCCGAAGCACAAAUGACGCCAGUACAAUUGUUCGAGGUGAGCGGGCUCAAAGAGGACUUGGAGAUUGAUGCCAAGGCUGGAGGAACCACUUUUGCAGGAGGCGUGUGAGAAUCCAUGGGUGGUCAGCAGAAGACAGUAGAUUUCAUUCCGUGGUCGUUGUUGGAAUUGAAUUGAAUUGAAUUUGUAGUUCUCCUCGCUUCCCAUUAUGAAAACCUUCUGGUGGCGAUAUCUCAAAGGCAUA